Marchantia polymorpha subsp. ruderalis is the source of this 2284-nucleotide messenger RNA. NCBI's taxonomy places the organism in Eukaryota, Viridiplantae, Streptophyta, Marchantiopsida, Marchantiales, Marchantiaceae. The record is from the annotation of a GenBank genome assembly.
CACACCCAAACCCUUCCGGCAGCUGGUCUUCAUCUAGGCCACAUCCGUGAAAUAUGUCUCUGGCAGUUACGAUCCGUGUGAAAUGACCUGUCGACAAAGCUUUCGGUGAUUAUCAUUGCCUCCCCUAGCAGGAGUGUACUAUGAUUACAUGUUGAGUGUGUGUGUGUAUCCAUACAGUACAAUGUGGGGUUUUUCAUACCAAGGCUCAUGGCCCGACGUACGAAGAUUUGCUAGCUGCUAGUUGCUAUCCCGAAAGUAUGAGAGCAGAAAUACGGGAGUAUCCCGUACGUGGAUGAAACCAAAGUGUCAGGAUGAGGCAAGCCCCAAAAGCAUCGCAAUGGGAAAUAUGUGCUACUGCACCAUGUGACUCCCGAGAGGCUUUGCUCCAGGACAGGGGUACGGUCGGUGGGCGGUUGAGAAAGGCUCUGUCUGACGGACUGUGACCUGGGGCCAGGUUACAGCUCCGGACUGAAUCUUGUUCAGGAUCCGCAACUGCAGGUGCCCUGCGCUCUGCCGAUGAGCAGGAGCUGAAGGACCCAUGACAGUGAUCCGAGAAGAAUGAAGGUGCGAGCGAGCGAGCUUUGUGCCAAGAAAUGCGACAAAUCAGAAUCCGGUGGCGUAAAUGGUAGCGUAACAAGGCCUCCGCUCCCACUCCGGGGAAAGUGACGACCGAUCGAUGGUGGAAAACCGGAGCAAGAUCUUACCUUUUUGCCAGACAAGGCCGAUGCCCUCCGUACAUGUAUGGACGCAGUGGCCUGCGUAAAGGGAGGGCUGAUUCUAUGCCGCAGGAUGGAGUUAAUUUUGGAAGCUUUUUGGUUGUGCGACAAGGAGUGGGGGCUUGGAGUGCGAGAUCAAAGUCUGGAAGCACGAACUGAGCCCAAAGCAGAGAGUCGCUGGGUUCCGAAGUCCCUUGAGGAAUUCGGUAUUUCUGGGCUCGAGAUCUAAAGAUCUUCGCGUGAGUCACUAGAGACUAUAAGUGACAUGGGGGAGCCCGCAGGUCGCCGCUGACCGAUGUUUUUAGGAGGUGCCUCUUUGAGACCUCCAGGAGGUGUCCACGAUUUGUCGCAGCAUGGCAACAUACAGGCUGGCCGGGCUCGAAUGAGUGACGGUAGUUUGCAGAUAGGGCUAAUCGACCGUAGGUAGGAGUACUUCAUUCGGCCAGGUUUUGCUUCGCCUUCCUUGCAGAAGAAGGCAUGAAGUCAACCACUUCCAGUUACAGCGAAUUCGGCAAGUGCCAUCUGCAACGCUGGCACUGGCUCUGAGUGGAGGCUUCCUUGAAGUUCCUUCCAACGCCGGCUUUUGAAUUCGGCUGUUGCAUCACUCCCGGCAUUUAUGAUUGGCCUGAUAUCUGUGUUCGAGGAAUGCUGAGUAAGAGCACCUUCAUUCUCAUCUCCCAUGACUCUCAUCAACUAUUCCUGAAGCACCAACUUGCUCAUGUUUGGGAUUAUCCUUACGUGAGGAGCUCUUAGUACUGAGGCAUAUCCUUUCGAUUCGUGUAAUUAGUAAAGUUCAUCAUCCAACUGACAUCUUAUCAAGUGGCGUUGGCCCGCCCCCAUUCUGCCAUUUGCCUUCAACUCAACUACUUACCGUUAGAACAAAUUAAUUUCCCCUGCAGUCUUACCUCCUUGUUUCUGACUAUCUUUAUCUACAUAUUGCUUAAAUCACACUUGAAGACGUGUUCAUCCCAUUAUCGCCAGCAUAUUACGCAGAGAUCCUCCAAUUACUCGGGCUUUUUGACUUGCAAGAAAACCCUCGAGGAUAUACUUGAAGAAUGAUUUUCCUGUCUACUCUCAAGGAUCAGAGCAGACAGAUUUCUAACUUUCAUGUCAGCGUAGGCCACCUUCUCUUCGAUCGUUUCAUAAGAUCCCGGCUCAUUCUAAUCCGGGUCUUUAUUACUGUUCUCCAAGAACAGCUAUAAACUCGCGGAUAACGAGAACAGCACGUGGUGUCUUAUCAGGAAUGAGCAUGCAAUCAAACAAGUUUGUCCAUUUGGAGCUCCACAGACACUCCAAAUCAGAACAGAGCUGAAGAAGGGGGACCAAGUGAUAUAGACAAAAGUAUGGGUAUUGGGCAUCUCCUAGGGCCUCUUGUCAUCGCUUUAGGAAAUCAAUACUCAUUUCCUUACGUAUCCCAUUUAUCAAAACGAAACCUUACUAACAACAUUAACUUUCAAAAUAGUAUCAAGAAACUGCAUAUAGCUACUAUUCACAGCACUGGAGAAUUCUGAAUAGAGCAAUUAAUAAAUUGGUUACAACCUUUACGAAAACAAGUAGGGAACUUUGCC